UCUUGAGUUUCUUCCUAUAAAUGCAUCGAUCCAUUCAAAUCAUUCCAUAAUUAUCACACUCACUCAUAAACCAUAUAAAUCCCACUAACUCUUCUGAGAAUUACUACAUCAGUAAAAAAAAUGGAGUCCAAAGGGUCAAUUUUAAUUAAGUUUCUCAUGUUUCUUCAAUUAUCAGUUCUAUGUCUUUCACAACAACAAGAUUUUGAUUUCUUCUACUUUGUUCAACAGUGGCCAGGAUCAUUCUGUGAUUCACAGAAGAGUUGUUGCUAUCCAACAUCUGGAAAACCUGCUGCUGAUUUUGGUAUCCAUGGUUUAUGGCCUAAUUACAGAGAUGGUACCUAUCCAUCUAACUGUGAUCCCAGUAGCCCUUUUGAUCAAUCUCAGAUAUCUGAUCUCACAAGUAGUUUGCAAAAGAACUGGCCCACACUUGCAUGUCCAAGUGGUGAUGGAAUUCAGUUUUGGACGCAUGAAUGGGAGAAACAUGGAACUUGCUCAGAAUCAAGCCUUAAACAACAUGAUUAUUUUGAAACAACUCUCAACUUGAAACAAAAAUCAAACCUCCUCGAUGCUCUUACUAGUGCAGGAAUACAAGCUGAUGGAGGUUCAUAUAGUGUGAGCAGUAUCAAAGAAGCUAUACAAAAGGGAGUUGGAUUUUCUCCAUUCAUUGAGUGCAAUGUGGAUUCAUCUCGUAACAGUCAGCUAUACCAAGUUUAUCUGUGUGUGGAUACUUCUGGAACAAACUUCAUUGACUGUCCUGUUUUCCCCCAUGGCAAAUGUGGAACUGAUAUUGAGUUCCCAUCUUUUUAAGUAUCAGUUUCUAUGACAAUAAUAUAGCUUCAAGUUUAUUUAUCAUCUUGUUUACACCUUAUUCUUUAUAUGUAUGCAAUUAUAGUGUAAUUGAAUUUGAAUUUGAAUGAUAUAUUAG
This is a messenger RNA of Lathyrus oleraceus (garden pea), 925 nucleotides long. RefSeq names its product ribonuclease 1. Gene Ontology annotation, molecular function: ribonuclease T2 activity; RNA binding. The record is from RefSeq and is a predicted model, not a curated record. The transcript has 4 exons. Gene Ontology annotation, biological process: RNA catabolic process. Lineage: Eukaryota; Viridiplantae; Streptophyta; Magnoliopsida; Fabales; Fabaceae. The coding region runs from base 121 to 807 and encodes 228 amino acids. Gene Ontology annotation, cellular component: extracellular region.